UGCGAACGAAGCGGAGCAGCAGAAACACGGCGGAGCGGGCGGCUUCUGGGGCCUAAGAACACACACUCACACGGCAACGACACGGCGACAGCGGCGCUGCUGCGAUGGUCAUCUGGUGAGGCGGCGCCGCCACAGGUUUAAGGAGCGGCAAACAGCCCCCCCGCCACCAGGCUUGCAGAGUGGGACGACUGCAUCUGGCCUCGCAGCCCCCCGCCCCGCCCGCCCCCGACGACCAGCUUCCCGCCGCCAGAUGGACAGCGCCCUCUGAGAGCCGCGCGAGCCAGGACCUGAGAGACCCCACGACCCUCGAGGAGCGGCGACUCGUGGGGGGCGGGACGGGGCGGUGGGUCGAACGCCCACCGGAGCAGGAAAGGGAGGGCGCGUGUUCGGCGAGGGAGAGGCGAGGACGAGCCGCGAUGUCGUCGAACCGGACCCAGAACCCCCACGGACUGAAACAGAUAGGCCUGGACCAGAUCUGGGACGACCUGCGGGCGGGCAUCCAGCAGGUGUACACGCGGCAGAGCAUGGCCAAGUCGCGCUACAUGGAACUCUACACACAUGUAUAUAACUAUUGUACCAGCGUGCACCAGUCCAGCCAGGGCCGCGGCUCGGUGCCGCCGGCCAAGCCCUCCAAAAAGUCCACCACGCCGGGCGGCGCUCAGUUCGUGGGCCUGGAGCUCUACAAGCGGCUCAAAGAGUUCCUGAAGAACUACCUGACCAGCCUGCUCAAGGACGGCGAGGACCUGAUGGACGAGGGCGUGCUGAAGUUCUACACGCAGCAGUGGGAGGACUACCGCUUCUCCAGCAAGGUCCUCAACGGGAUCUGCGCCUACCUCAACCGCCACUGGGUCCGGCGGGAGUGCGACGAGGGACGCAAGGGCAUCUACGAGAUCUACUCGCUGGCACUAGUGACCUGGAGGGAGUGUUUAUUCCGACCCCUCAACAAGCAGGUAACGAACGCGGUGCUGAAGCUGAUCGAGCGGGAGAGGAACGGGGAGACCAUCAACACCCGGCUGAUCAGCGGCGUGGUCCAGUCUUAUGUGGAGCUGGGUCUGAACGAGGAGGACGCCUACGCCAAGGGCCCGACGCUGUCCGUGUACAAAGAGUACUUUGAGUGCCAGUUCCUCACCGACACCGAGCGGUUCUACACGCGCGAGAGCACCGAGUUCCUGCAGCAGAACCCGGUCACCGAGUACAUGAAGAAGGCGGAGGCUCGUCUGCUGGAGGAGCAGCGGCGUGUGCAGGUCUACCUCCACGAGUCCACCCAGGACGAGCUGGCCAGGAAGUGCGAGCAGGUGCUCAUUGAGAAACACCUGGAGAUCUUCCACACGGAGUUCCAGAACCUGCUGGACGCCGACAAGAACGAAGAUCUGGGCCGGAUGUACAACCUGGUCUCGCGGAUCACGGACGGUUUGGGCGAGCUGAAGAAACUUCUAGAGACUCACAUCCACAACCAGGGCCUGGCCGCCAUCGAGAAGUGCGGCGAGGCGGCGCUCAACGACCCCAAAGUGUACGUGCAGACAACCCUGGACGUCCACAAGAAGUACAACGCCCUGGUCAUGUCCGCCUUCAACAACGACGCCGGCUUCGUGGCCGCACUCGACAAGGCUUGCGGCCGCUUCAUCAACAACAACGCCGUGACCCGCAUGGCUCAGUCGUCCAGCAAGUCCCCGGAGCUGCUGGCCCGGUACUGCGACUCCUUACUGAAGAAGAGCUCUAAAAACCCAGAGGAGGCGGAGCUAGAGGACACACUCAACCAAGUGAUGGUUGUGUUCAAGUACAUCGAGGACAAAGACGUCUUCCAGAAGUUCUACGCCAAGAUGCUCGCCAAGCGCCUCGUCCACCAGAACAGCGCCAGCGACGACGCCGAGGCCAGCAUGAUCUCCAAGCUGAAGCAAGCGUGCGGCUUCGAGUACACGUCCAAACUGCAGCGGAUGUUCCAGGACAUCGGAGUCAGUAAAGACCUCAACGAGCAGUUCAAGAAGCACCUGACCAACUCUGAGCCUAUGGACUCUCCUCUGGGCGGCGUCCAGAUAAUGGACUUCAGUAUCCAGGUGCUCAGCUCCGGGUCCUGGCCGUUCCAGCAGUCCUGCACCUUCGCGCUGCCUUCCGAGCUGGAGCGGAGCUACCAGCGCUUCACGGCGUUCUACGCCAGCCGGCACAGCGGCAGGAAGCUGACGUGGCUCUACCACCUGUCCAAAGGAGAGCUGGUCACCAACUGCUUCAAGAACAGGUACACGCUGCAGGCCUCCACCUUCCAGAUGGCCAUCCUGCUGCAGUACAACACGGAGGACAGCUACACCGUCCAGCAGCUGACGGACAGCACGCAGAUCAAAACCGACAUUUUGGUUCAAGUUCUGCAGAUUUUGUUAAAAUCGAAGCUUCUGGUGAUGGAGGACGAGAACGCCAAUGUGGACGAAGUGGAUUUCAAACCCGACACCGUCAUCAAACUCUUCCUCGGAUACAAGAAUAAGAAGCUGAGGGUGAACAUCAACGUGCCGAUGAAGACUGAGCAGAAGCAGGAGCAGGAGACGACUCACAAGAACAUCGAGGAGGACCGCAAGCUCCUCAUCCAGGCUGCCAUCGUGAGGAUCAUGAAGAUGAGGAAGGUCCUGAAGCACCAGCAGCUUCUGGCUGAAGUGCUGAACCAGCUGUCUUCCAGGUUCAAGCCCAGAGUCCCCGUCAUCAAGAAAUGCAUCGACAUCCUGAUAGAGAAGGAGUACCUGGAGCGAGUGGACGGUGAGAAGGACACGUACAGCUACCUGGCCUGAACGUCCUCCUCCUCCCUCCCUUCCCUUGCCUCCUUCCCUCCUCCCCGCCCGCCCUCCGUUUUAUUUGUUAUAUUCAUUUUUUUUUUCUUUUUAAUUUUAUGUCUGAGUAAUAAAGUGAGGAUCCCUCUGAGCAGCGGA
Pseudoliparis swirei is the source of this 2909-nucleotide messenger RNA. RefSeq names its product cullin-1. Gene Ontology annotation, biological process: protein ubiquitination; SCF-dependent proteasomal ubiquitin-dependent protein catabolic process. Gene Ontology annotation, molecular function: ubiquitin protein ligase binding. Lineage: Eukaryota; Metazoa; Chordata; Actinopteri; Perciformes; Liparidae. Gene Ontology annotation, cellular component: SCF ubiquitin ligase complex. Bases 417 to 2771 code for a protein of 784 amino acids. The record is from RefSeq and is a predicted model, not a curated record. The transcript is spliced from 23 exons.